AUGGCGGACGCAAAACUUUGUGCAGAGGUUUUCGAGAUUUUUGACUCCGGAGAGCAGAAAGGACGCGGAUUAAGAGCCUCAAAAUCGUUAACACCCGGAGAUAAAGUACUGGAAUCUACUCCUUUAGUCUACGUUUUAUGUAACAGUGUGCGAGGUCUGUGCUGCGACUUUUGUUUUGCUAAAAGCGAAGACCUUCAGCGUUGUUCUAAGUGUAAAUUUGCACGUUAUUGUAACCGUGAAUGCCAGAAGAGCGCUUGGAAGGAUCAUAAAACCGAAUGCGAACUCACUUUGAAUAUUUCACCGAAUAUCCCAACCGAUCUUGUACGACUCAUGGCGAGAAUCACACAACAGGAACAAUCUGCUAAACCUUCUGUUUCUUCUGUCAGAUCUGUUUACUCGAGUCUCGUCUUUCAUUCUGACAAGUUUGAUGAUCAAAGAAAAGAGGCCUUUUCAGCUAUAUUGGUAGCUCUUAAACUCUUUUUAGGCGAGGGCGAUUUUCAUAAAUACUCAGAUGACCACCUAUUUGCCCUUUUUGGUAAAAUAUCCUGCAACAGUUUUACUAUUUGUGAUGCUGAACUGCAGCCCUUGGGUAUGAAAGACUCUAUGUUCAUUAUAAAAAUCAAAGUAAGGAAUGUCAGUCUGCUGUACAAUUAGUCAGUCAGUCAGUCAGUCAGCCAGUAGUUCAGUCAAUCUGUUGGUCUGCUUGUCUGUCCAUUAGUCAGUCAGUCCAUCAGUUAGUCAGUCCAUCAGUUAGUCAGUCCAUCAGUUAGUCAGUCCAUCCAGCUGGCAGUUCAUGUAACCAUCCAUCUGUCCAUCCAUGUGACCAUCUGUAAAUUUUCCUUUCAAGCAAGAAUUGAAUCUUGAUUCAUGGGUUGAUACACAGGCAUACCAUAGACACCAAACCGGUAUAGCAUCUGUUUUCUGUUUUUCCUUUUCCUAUUCCUUGGGGCAUCCUCAUAUCAAUGUGGUCAACUGAGAUCAUUACAUUAAGAAAUUGCCUAAGUAUUGUGAGAUAAUCUUGGAAACAAGCACAUGGAAAUUAAUUCAGCUGAAAAGAAAGGGAAAACUAGCCAUGAGUUUAGCUUUGAAUCAAAACUUUGUAACAUGGUCAAAAAAUAAGUUAUUGCCUAGCAACAUUCACAAGUCUUAAUUAAUCUAUCAAGAGUGACAGUAUAAACUUGUUUUUUAUUCCAAAAGCGAUCUCAAUUAUACAGGGUCUUUUCCUGAACUGAAACACUAACUAAGAUUUUCUAUCCAAAAAGCAUUAAAAUAUUUUGCAGCUUCUCUCGGAAGCAGUAACAUUCAGUGUUGAUGGAAGCAGUUACAGCAUCCUUCCCAUUGUUGGUUUUUCUGUAUGAGUCAUAGAGGUAAUAAGUGGGUGGGUCAGUCAGUCAACUGGGUUAGUUGGUCAUUCAGUCAGUCAAUCAGACAGUCAAUCAGUCAAUCAGUCAGUCAGUCAGUCAGUCAUUCAUUCCAAAAGUCAGUCAAUCGAUCAGUCAGUUGCUCAGUCAGUUUUUCAGUGGAACAAUUAGACAGUCAAUCAAUUAGACAGUCGAUCAAUUAGUCAUUCAUUCAGGCAGUUACUCAGUCAAUCAGUAGCUUUGAUAAAGCCUUGCUGGUAUAUUUCUUAUAACUGCCAGGGGAUUUGCAAGCUCUUUGGAUAAUAUUACUAUACUGAAAAUGCACAAGGUAAGAAACGAUUUUCACUCCUCUUCUAGGUGUUGGUAUUUAUGAAAUUCCUUCCCUUCUCAACCACUCAUGUGCUCCAAACUGUGUUGCUGUUUUCAAUGGCACAAAACUCCUUAUACAUGCAACAGAAAAUAUCAAGCAAGGUGAUGAACUUACAAUAAGCUACUCAGAACUGCUUUGCCCAAGCUACCAGAGGAAGGAAGACUUAAAAAGUCGUUAUUCAUUUGAUUGUCAUUGUGUGAAGUGUAACUCUCCACUAGAGGAAGAUGGACUUAUGUUGAGCCUGCAGUGUUCUAACUCUCAUUGCAAUGGAGCAUUGCCAAGGGAUUUAGCAGGUGAUAAUUCAUAUUUUCCAAGAUAAAUUGUGUUAUAUUCUUCUCUAGCCAUUUUUUUAUUUUACUUGUGCCUUUGGAGUGAUCAGGUACUGUAUGCUACCAUUCAUUAUUAUAAAGAAGAUUAUUAAAAUGUGUGCACUCUGUAGGUUGAGGAUUGCAUCAUGUUGCAUGUAAUUUUUAUGAUCACCCAGCACACAGGUAGAAGGGUUUUUCCAUAAGAAUUGUGAGGCAUGUUGAAACAUACAGGGUGGUCAGUGUUCAACGCACUGGAUCCAAGACCAAAAGGUUUGAUUUUGAGCCCCAGCAGGGGUCACUGUGGUGUAUUCUGGGGCAGGACACUAUACCAUCACAAUACCUCUGCCCCUUCUGGAAGGAAAAAGGUGUAAGAAAACUUCUGGGAAAACUAAAUGAUUGAGGGGAGUGAGGACAGGAUGAAGACCUGCAAUGAACUUCCUAAGUUAGAUAGCAAUUAUAGUCCUUUUCAUUUCAUGAUAUGGAAAUCAACUGUAGGUACCCUGGAAAGCACCACUCUGUGAACCUCUAAGGUCAAGUGCAGUCAUCUAACCUUGCUUUUGUGUAAGAGUCUACUAUGCUCUUAUUUGAAAUAUUCUUCUGACAUAAGCUCUUUUUGCAGGAGGAGGCUUUGCUGCUUGCAACACUUGUGGUAAACAAGCAUCCAAUAAAGCAAUGGUAACCAAAGCAGAAGGAAAUAUCUCAAAAUCUGAAGAAGCUUUAAAGGAAAUAAAAGCAUUGGAGAAAACUGAUGACUAUAACAGUAUUCUUGACCUCGCUGAGAAUGUCCUAGAUGAACAGAGAUGUUUCUUUCAUAAAUUAAAUUACAGCAGAAUUGGCAUUCUUGAUAAAGCUAUGGAUGCCUGCAUUAAUCUGGAGUUUUGGGACAGAGCCCUAGCUUUUGGACUUCAAACAAUGGAUGCAUACAAGCUGUAUUAUCCUAGGAAUCAUCCAAGUGUUGGCAUUCAGUUGUUCAGAAUUGGUAGGUGAUUUAAUUGAAAUCUCUCUGUAUCCAUUACGGCUUAAUGAAGGUGUCAUACAAAUGUAGCCUAAUAAUACAAUAAAGGUUUGGAAAACUGUCCUUUGGUCAAUAAACAGUUAAGAAAAGAUGAAAGACCUAUCAUAUUGCCUGUUGAACCCAAAGAAGACCUUUGUUCCUACUCAUUAGCCCCAGUACACAGUAUUUUAUCCAAUUAUACAGACCUUGCCCAUGGUAGAUAACACAUAGGCAAAAACGUCCAGAGCUGCUUUCAAUUCAUAAAUGAUCAAUUCAUAAAUGAUCAAUUCAAAUUUUACUCUCUGGAAGAAAAGUGAGCUCCAGCCGCAGUGUCUUCUUGGUUUUUUUCAUUGUCUCUGAUUUCAAUUAAGAAUUUCACUUCCUCAGGACACGAGAAAGCCUUGAUGAUUUGAAAUAGGUCUCAAUCUGAUUUUCAGGCAAACUUCAAGUCUACUUGGACAAACUUAAAGAUGGUUUUCAGUCACUGCUUCAGGCAGAAGCCAUUCUGAAAGUAACUCAUGGAAAUCACCCACUUGUACAAGAACUGAGGGAAAUGAUAGGACAGACAUUGGAGGAACUCAGAGAGGAACAGAACAGAAAAGUCCAAGGGAUGGAAUUAAUUUGAACUGAGUUAACCAUGUAAUUUCCAUGAGUGACCUAGAAAGAAUUUCUUCUUACAGUUCAAUAGAAUAUCAAACAAAGGAAAAAAUAUCAAUCAGAGGAUGAUUAGGUGAUCCAGUACUGAAUUCUACAAACUAACAUCAUAAGAGUUGUAUGGUAGACAGUAAGGAGAAUUACUAGUUAGGUCAUGGGAGUGAGAGGGUCAAGUCUUGAUCAUGUCAUUUGAUAGUCUAGAUGAGAUUAGUCUUAGAAAGAACUGUUAGUUGAGAACUCUGACUGAUGUUUCAAUGGCUUGUUGAGCCUAGUAAGUAGUUUUUUUGAUCAAACGUUGUAUUAAACAGCGGCAAAGUGUGCGUGAAAAUUGGGGGGGGGGAAGAAGGGAGCGCCAGAGUUUAGCAGCAAAAGGAAAAAAGAACGCGUUAUGUUUUCUUCAUUUUUCAAAAUUUUAUUAAUGGGGCAAAAGCUGUGAACUCGGUUGUUCCAAGCAAAACAGUUGUCUCUCCCGAUCGGUCAUCCCACGGGGUCACUCACAAAAACUCAAAAGUUUCCUUUCAAUUUGUUAACGCAGAUUUACUUGACGGAAUGGCGUGAAAACAUUAGAGAGUUAGAGGAAAUUUGAUUUCAAAUGUUCCGAUCUUUGAGGGUCAAAAGCCCCAGGUGUAAAGAAUAAAAGAUAAAGAACAUCGUUUCAACUCCUGACUUAAAACACUAUCAAAAAAACUCGUAAACAAUUCUUGUGAUAAAUCUUUUUUUUAUUAUUAUUAGGUACGUCAAUCUACAAUCAAUGUGAAGUAGAGAUCUAAAUUGCUUCUGUAAUGAUAACGUGAUGCAAUCUAUAUUUUCUCCAAGAUUCUUCUGAUGGUGAUUUAGUAAUGGAAUGUCAC
Molecule: messenger RNA, 4538 nt
Organism: Pocillopora meandrina
Lineage: Eukaryota; Metazoa; Cnidaria; Anthozoa; Scleractinia; Pocilloporidae
Source: the annotation of a GenBank genome assembly